UAAGCCAUGUCUCUUAUUCCGAGUACAUUGGUCGCCUGUACCAAAAAUGGGAGACUGCAAAGUAGAGUGCGAUUCUAGUAAUUCCUUAUCAUUUGAGCAAGAAAAAAAACCGAGAGGGUCCAACACCUCGUUUAGUACAAAAUUUGUUGCGAAAAGAUUCCCACAAUAUUUUGUUGCACUCGCAGCUAAUAUCAAUGGGUUUGCCCUUGGAGCGGGUUGGUUCUGGUCUUCUACUGGCGUUCCAGGCAUGGCCAAAUCUGGAGAUCUUGGAGAUCUUACUAAAUCAGAUCGUUCUUGGAUCACAUCGGCCCCAAUGCUUGGUGCAUUAUUGGCUUGCCCAAUCACUGCAAUUUGCCUCAAUCACUUGGGGCGUCGAAAUUCGCUACUGUGGUUUUCCAUACCGGGGUCCUUAUCGUGGUUUAUAAUUGCAUUUUCAAAUAGCAUUCCAGUUAUACUGGUUGCCCGUGUCGCUGUUGGGAUUUUUUGUGGAUUAAGUGGGAUUAUUGGACCUUUGUUGAUUGCUGAGUCGGUCGAAGCUCCAUUUCGAGGAUUACUCAUGUGCAUGUUUGAAUUUGCAAUUUGCAUUGGAACACUUUAUGUCUAUAUCAUAGGAUCAUUUAUGGAUUGGCACAUUCAAGCAAUUGCAGCAGCUAUUGUACCAGUGGUGGGAUUUGGCGUGCUGAUUUUUGUUCCGGAAUCGCCGUACUACUUGAUGGAGAAGGAUGAUUAUAAGGGAGCUGUGAAGUCAUUGUGCUGGCUACGAGGUGCAGAUGCAGGUCAUCUGAUAUCAGAAGAAAUUGAAGAGGUUUCACAAACUGUUAAAAACCGAAGGUGCGAUGCACACCUUUCCUGGCGUGAAGUUUUACGAGAUCAGGCCGUGAUGAAACCAAUUCUCUUGAGUAUUGCUCUAAUGACUUUCUUUCAAGGAACUUACAUCAACGUAGUUCUAAAUGCGACCGUGGAGAUAUUUCAGUCCGCUGGAUCUUACGACGAAUACUUUUCUACUAUUUUAAUUGGAGUCAUACAAAUCAUUGCUACGUUGGUUCCAAUGACCUUGUCAGACCGAAUCGGACGAAGAAUAUUGAUUUUGGUCUCACUUGUCAUGAUUGUAUUUUCCCUCAUUGGGCUUGGACUGUAUUUCAGGCUCAAAAAUAUUUAUGGCGAAUCUUCGCAAUUUAUGGAAAGUAUAUCUUGGGUCCCAUUAGCAGCUUUGGUCGGAUAUAUCAUUGCCUGCAGUAUCGGGAUUGUCCCCUUGUCGUGGGUCAUCACAGCUGAGAUAGCUCCACCCAAAGCUAAAGGACUCGCCUCAGGGAUGGCCGGAAUAUGGGGCCGAGUUGUAGGAUUUGCUGUGAUUUUUACAUUCUGGGACUUGAUUCAACUUCUGGGCAACGAUGGGACUUAUUGGCUAAUUGCAAGUUUCAAUUUUGCUGCAGGCGUGGUCAUAUAUUUCUUCGUGCCAGAGACUCGUGGCAAAACUUUGGAGCAAAUUCAGGCACACUUUGAAAAGUCUAACACUGAAAAGGCAACUAAAAUGUGAUCGUUGCGACUUGAUCACCACGUCCAAUAAAUUAUCCCCUCUGACUGACGCUAUAA
Folsomia candida is the source of this 1593-nucleotide messenger RNA. RefSeq names its product facilitated trehalose transporter Tret1. The record is from RefSeq and is a predicted model, not a curated record. Gene Ontology annotation, cellular component: membrane. The transcript is spliced from 8 exons. Bases 47 to 1537 code for a protein of 496 amino acids. Gene Ontology annotation, molecular function: transmembrane transporter activity. Lineage: Eukaryota; Metazoa; Arthropoda; Collembola; Entomobryomorpha; Isotomidae. Gene Ontology annotation, biological process: transmembrane transport.